AUGAACGCGGUCGGGGGACGCUUCGUCAAUGGAGCGUCUCACGAGGCUGCCCGCCGGAUGACUACGUGGGCUAACUUUGGGUCCAUCGCAAACCCCGCGGACGCCGAUGAGGAAGGCUGGACGCCCGUCACACAGCUCAGAAGGAAGGUACGUACCACGAACUACACCGUCAUUCUACGGCCGAAACAACCGAUCAGGAUGGCGGCACUCUCCCCGAAGCUCUUCAUAGACGCGGUCAGGAGCGAGGCGAACAAGAUUCGCCUAACGACCGGUUUCAAGGUUCGCGUGCUGCACAGGUCCAACACGAUCGCCAUAGACACCUCCAACCCCCAGCUAAGAGACGACCUUCUCAAGGUGGAAUCUUUCCCAUUCGGGGGCGAGACGCCAAUUCUAGUGCAAACCUAUGAGCCAGCUAGGCGAGAAAACGCCCGGGGCGUUAUCCAUGGCGUCGACGAAUCGAACGCACAGACACUACAACGAAUGAUCACAUGUCCUUCACACCGAGUUCUCUCGGCGCGACCCAUAGGAUCGUCUGGCUCCAUUCUCAUCGCUUUCGACGGCCCGACUCUCCCCUCGCACGUGUUGUUCGACAUACUCGAGAAGAGGGUCUUCGAAUACAAACCCAAAGUCGUAGUAUGCUCACAGUGCCAUGACAUCGGCCACAAGCAUGACAUAUGCCCCAACCAGCACCGGCAACGAUGCGAAAAGUGCGGCAGGAUGAAGCACGGCGAUGACGAAUGCAACGGCGAAACGCCAGAAUGCAGGAACUGCAAGGGAUCUCACAUUGCGACGGACUCAUGUUGCCCGGCCGCGAGGAAGGCCACUCAGAACCUCAGAUCCAAGCUCCAACCCCCCGGAACACCACCCAAACACGAGCCCUCACGAAACACGCGACCCUCACGAUCGAGGAGACGCAGGCGCCGCCACAAGAAAUCGACCAACGCCGGCAAUGGCAGCGCCAACACAGACGCACAACAGGUCACGCCAAAAGCACCGUCGCCGAACCGGACCUCAACCAGACGCCCUAAACGAUCCACAGACACUAAUUCAUAA
Messenger RNA from Ixodes scapularis (black-legged tick), 1053 nucleotides. RefSeq lists its product as uncharacterized. Bases 1 to 1053 code for a protein of 350 amino acids. The record is from RefSeq and is a predicted model, not a curated record. The transcript has a single exon. Gene Ontology annotation, molecular function: zinc ion binding; nucleic acid binding. Lineage: Eukaryota; Metazoa; Arthropoda; Arachnida; Ixodida; Ixodidae.